Messenger RNA from Lepisosteus oculatus (spotted gar), 4631 nucleotides. It is a transcript of the gene bms1, whose product is annotated as BMS1 ribosome biogenesis factor. NCBI's taxonomy places the organism in Eukaryota, Metazoa, Chordata, Actinopteri, Semionotiformes, Lepisosteidae. Gene Ontology annotation, biological process: maturation of SSU-rRNA from tricistronic rRNA transcript (SSU-rRNA, 5.8S rRNA, LSU-rRNA); ribosome biogenesis; endonucleolytic cleavage of tricistronic rRNA transcript (SSU-rRNA, 5.8S rRNA, LSU-rRNA). The record is from RefSeq and is a predicted model, not a curated record. Gene Ontology annotation, cellular component: 90S preribosome; nucleus. Gene Ontology annotation, molecular function: U3 snoRNA binding; GTP binding; GTPase activity.
GUUGCCUUUUCCACAUGUGAAAAUAGCAGAGUACUUUGAAAAGCGAGGAGGUUGUUGGAGUGUGGUUGGUAUUGGAAAGAUUGGCAGUACUGGAGACGGAUUAACAGAAACCGGAGAGCGGCGAUUUCUGAACAGAAGUCGGAUCCGUCUGACGUUGCUGAAGGUUUCACCACUUCACUGAGCGUUGCAACCCACGUGCAUUAUUAAGUACAACAGUAAGAAUUCGUUUAGAUAUUAUGUGUGACGAUGGAGGCGAAGGAGCACAAGAAGCACCAGAAGAAGCAGAGUGGCCCCAAGGCGGCCAAGAAGAAGAACAGGAAAAAGCAGGAGGAUGGAGUGGAGCCGGAGAAGGAUGAGAGGAAGAGGAACCCCAAGGCCUUUGGGGUACAGUCCGUUGUCCGCAUGGCCAGGACCUUCCACAGGACCCAGGAUCUUAAGACCAAGAAGCAUCACAUUCCACUGGUGGACCGUAUGCCCCUGGAGCCACCCCCUGUUGUGGUGGUGGUGGUAGGACCCCCACGCGUUGGCAAGAGCACCUUGAUCCGCUGCCUGAUUAAAAACUUCACCCGGCAAAAACUCAGUGACAUCUGUGGCCCCAUCACGAUCGUGUCUGGAAAGAAAAGGCGCCUCACGUUUGUGGAGUGUGGCAGUGACAUCAACACCAUGAUCGACCUGGCCAAAGUGGCAGACCUGGUCCUGAUGCUCAUAGAUGCCAGUUUUGGCUUCGAGAUGGAGACUUUCGAGUUCCUCAACAUCUGCCAGGUCCAUGGGUUUCCUCGCAUCAUGGGCGUCCUCACACACCUGGACUCCUUCAAGAACAACAAGCAGCUGCGCAAGACCAAGAAACGCCUCAAACAUCGUUUCUGGACUGAGGUUUACCAGGGUGCCAAGCUGUUCUACCUGUCUGGGAUGGUGCACGGGGAGUAUCAGAAGCAGGAGGUGCGCAAUCUGGGCCGCUUCAUCUCCGUGAUGAAGUUCCGCCCUCUGGUGUGGCAGACCUCCCACCCGUACGUGCUGGCAGACCGCAUGGAGGACCUGACAGACCCUGAGACUCUGAGAGUGGACCCUAAGUGUGACCGCAGAGUGUGCCUCUACGGCUACCUGCGAGGGACAUACAUGAAGAACCAAAGCCAGGUUCACAUCCCAGGAGUGGGGGACUACACGGUGGCCGAUGUGAGCUUCCUGCCCGACCCCUGCCCUUUGCCCGAGGAGCAGAAGAAGCGGGCCCUCAACGAGAAGGAGAGGCUGCUGUACGCACCGCUGUCGGGCGUGGGGGGGGUGGUGUACGACAAGGACGCUGUCUACAUCGACCUUGGAGGCAGCCAUGCUGCCGAGGAGCAGGACGAGCCCCGGCCCACCACAGAGCUGGUGCAGUCUCUCAUCAGCACUCAUGCCACCCUAGAUGCCAAGAUGGCUGCCAGUAAGGUGUCUUUGUUCACGGGCACUGCGGCACUGACGCCAGGGGAGGUCCAGGAGACCGGAGAAAGCCAGGGACCCUCAGAGAGCAGAGUGUGGGAUCCCCAGGCGCAGAGAGAGCGGAGGAAAGCUGUGUUUGCCGACGAAGAAGAGGAUGAAGGUGAUGUGAGUGACGAGGAUGGAGAGAGCGAGGAAGAGGAGGGCGGCACCGAAGAAGAGAGCGAGGAAGAGAAUGAGGAAGGGGAAGAUGGAAAGGACCAAGAUGAUGGCAGAAGAGUAGAGAAAAAGACACGAGAGAAAGGCGCCCCAGUCCCUCUCAAGAGACGACGAGUGGAGGAGGAGGAAGAGAAGGGUGGGGUUGAGAUCCCAGCUUUCGCCGACAGCGAGGAUGAGCUAGAACUCAGUGAGGGUGAGGAGGAGGAGAGUGAUGAGGAUGAAGGUAAUGAAGAGGAGGAGGGGAGUGAGGGGGAUGAAGAGGAGGAGAGUGAAGAGGAGGGAGAGAGCGAAGGUGAUGAAGAGGGAGAGGAGGCCAACGAGACUGAAGGAAGCAGUGAUGCUGACACGGGGGGCCUGAGGCUGGCUGACUCUGGACACUGCUCAGAGGAGGAAGAGGAGUCGGAGACUGAAGAGGAAGGCCCUGUUGCUAAAAAAACCGACAGCAGUGUUCAGGAGUCAAAAACGAAGCCCCAGAAGGAGACGCAGGAAAACAUGGAAGUGGAUGGAGAGCUGUGCUUUGAAACCGAAGGUGCUUUGCGGUGGAAGGAGGGGCUGGCACAGAAGGCAGCAGAAGCCUUUCUGCGGCAGCAGCGCACCACACCCAACCUGCGCAAGCUGGUGUAUGGCACAGUGGCAGCUAAAGAGAUAAAGGAUGAGGAAGAGGAGGAAGAAGAGCUGGGUGGUCUUUUCCGCGUCAGUCGCCCCGAGACAAGCAAGAAACGGCAGGCAGAUGGGCUGGACUGUUCACGAUACCCCCCGGAUGGCAUUCACAACUGGGACCAGGAGGAGAUGCUGGAGUCUAUCAGGGAUUGUUUUGUGACAGGCAAGUGGGAGGCAGAGAAGGACGCCUCCACACUUCUGAAGGAGGACGAGGAGAUGUACGGAGACUUUGAAGACUUGGAGACAGGGGAGGUGCACAAAGGACAGCCUGAGAAGAUGGAGGACCAGAGUGAGGAGAGUGGAGAGGAGGAGGAGGAGGAGGAGGAGGAGGAGGAAGGAAAGGGGGCUGAUGAAGAAGAGGAGAAGCAGAAAGCCCGUCUGGAGAAGAAGCGGCGACUGAAGGAGCGGUUCAACUCGGAGUAUGAUGAGGGAGACGCCACCUACUUUGAUGACCUCAAGGAAGAGAUGCAGAGGCAGGCACAGCUGAACCGGGCUGAGUUUGAGGACUUGGACGAUGAGUUGAGGGUUCAGUACGAGGGUUUCCGGCCUGGGAUGUAUGUGCGUCUUGAAAUCACUGGUCUUCCCUGUGAAUUCGUCAUGAACUUUGACCCCCACUAUCCCGUUAUCCUUGGAGGUCUGUGGGCCAGCGAGGGAAAUGUAGGCUACCUGCAAAUGCGUCUGAAGAAGCACCGCUGGUACGAUCGCAUCCUGAAGACACGGGACCCGCUGAUCCUGUCUCUGGGCUGGCGCCGCUUCCAGACCAUCCCGCUGUACCACAUCGAAGACCACAAUGGCCGACACCGCCUGCUCAAGUACACCCCGAUGCAUAUGCACUGCGGAGCCACCAUCUGGGGGCCCAUCACCCCACAGGGAACUGGCUUCCUGGCAGUCCAGUCUGUAGCAGGCACUCAGGCCAGCUUCCGCAUCGCUGCCACAGGGGUAGUGCUGGACCUGGAUAAAUCAGUGACCAUUGUCAAGAAGCUCAAGCUCAUUGGCUACCCAUACAAGAUCUUCAAGAACACAGCUUUCAUCAAGGGGAUGUUCAACACUGUGCUGGAGGUGGCAAAGUUUGAGGGGGCGUCUCUGCGGACGGUCAGUGGGGUGCGUGGACAGAUCAAGAAGGCCUUAAGGACGCCGCUUGGAGCCUUCAGGGCCACCUUUGAGGACAGGCUGCUGAUGAGUGACAUUGUGUUCCUGCGAUCGUGGUUCCCUGUGUCCGUCCCUCAGCUCUACAACCCCGUGACCUCCCUGCUGUGCCCCGUGGGACAGAAGGACACCUGGAGUGGGAUGAAAACUGUGGGCCAGCUGAGGCACGAGCUGGGCCUUCGCCGCAAGCCUGAUAAGGACUCCCUGUACAAGCCGGUGGUGAGAAUGAAGAGACACUUCAACCCCCUGCACAUCCCCAAACAACUGCAGAAGGCGCUACCCUUCAAGAGCAAGCCCAAACAGUUCCAGCAUAAGGGCAAGGUUCCUCGGGACCUCCAGAGGCCAGCUGUCAUUAAGGAGCCCCACGAAAGGAAGGUGGCCGCCCUGCUCAAUGCUCUGAGCACUGUCCAUGGCUACAAGCAGAAGAGGGCUCGCUCCAAGCAGCACCAGAAGCACAAGGAGUUCCUGAAGCAGAAGGAGCAGGAGGAAGUGGACAAGCUGAAGAGGCAGAAGGAGGCACACAAGAAGAUGUACCGCACAAUGGGCCAGAAGGAGAAAAAGCAGCAGAAAUCGAGCCUGAGGGGGGCGGCUAAGGAUGAUUGAACCAGAGAGGGAGGUGGCUCUCCUUAAAGGGCUGGUGGAUGCCACAGCCUAGAGCUCACACCCCAGCCCUGCAAACCCGCUCUCUCUUCACCUGUAACUGUACGGUGGCACAGCACUCCCACUCAAACAGAAAGAGGAUAUUUCCUGCCCCUGGGAGCGCUGGCCUUUUGGGAAUAUGUACCAUGUUUACUUUGCAGGAAGUUUUAUUUAUUAUAACCUCCUAGCAGGGAUUCUGUCUUAAAUCUGCUCUCUGUUUUUUAAAGGGAAUACAUAGCUGUUCCUGGGGACUUUGGAGUCUGUGAUCUAAAAACAAUAAAGAGCACAGUUCCCAAGAUACUGUAUGGUUUAUAAGAUACAUAGGAUUUAAAAGAACAUUUUCUGCUGCCCUGUAUGAUUUUGACAGUAAGUCUGUGUGAUGUGUGACAGUAUCAACUCCAUGAUGGAAAAAAUGCAGACAACAAUUCUGGACUUCAUUGUGAAAUGCAAUCAAUAAUUACCUCUAAUGAAGCUCACAGGGAAUGUCAGUUAUCAAUUGCAAUGCAAAGAGGGUUGUCUCUUGCUUUGUGUAAUAAAUGGUGUUUUCUUUUUCA